GAAUGUAUCCUAGUCUUGGUCUUUGCAAGGCUCUUUACAAACUGCCAACUUCACUUUGUCCGGUUUUGAAUUGCAUGGCCUGAGAGACUCAGCAGGCCUGGAAUAUUCUAUGUGACCACUUGGCUCAUUAUUAUGAAUUCCGGGCCUUACACAAACCUGCUCCUGAGCGCACCCGCACCCGCACACGCACACUGGCCUUACUUCCGGCAAGCACUUUACUGAACUAUCAUAAUCAAUGUGUUCACACAAAUGAACAAACAAAUCAACAAAAACACCUCUGGUAGGCGAAGCCCUAGAAACGGUAGGACUUUGGAGGCAGUGUUUCCUGGUAGCCUGUGAACCUAUUGAUUAGUCCUUCAGGACUCUCCGUGGGAAACACCGGGAAGAAAUGUGAGGGGCAGGCUGGGGAGAAGGGAGAAGGGGUCGGGUGGGACUUCAUUCCCAGGACAGUGCCAGGGCCCAGAGGGAGCGCGCGUCGCCGGCGCGGAGACUCAGAGGCCAGAGGGGACCACAGAACUACAGACAGUGAAGGAAGGCAGGGAGGGCAGCGGGCAGCAGGGAGAUAAAAAGAGGGAGGCGGAGCCGCCCAGGCGGGCGGGCGGGAGCGGAGGCGGCGCCGCAGCCCCAGCCGGCCGGCCGGGCGAGGGCGAGCGCCCGGCUCCGCGCUGCCCCUGCUCUCCGCACUCGCUCUGCUCGCAGCCACCUAACGGCCCGCGGCGGGGACAGGUCCUGGAGAGUUUGCCCCUCCCCGCAAGUUUCCUCCCGGAGUCCGGCUCCUGCAAAAGCGCUACCUGCAGGCGUCCAGCGGCGGCCGCUUCUGAGGUUAAUUUAUGGAAUGAGAAGAAGAGAAAAGAUUGAAGCUUUAUGGAAAAACAAGUUGUGUGAUCUUCUGAUUCAGAAAUGAGGGGAAAUGCAGCCAUCUGAAUGGUCAUGAACCCCAAACAGGUCUUCCUCUCUGUGCUGAUAUUUGGAGUAGCAGGGCUACUCCUCUUCAUGUAUCUUCAAGUCUGGAUUGAAGAACAACAUACAGGGAGAGUAGAGAAGACAAGAGAAAGAAAAGCAACUUCAGGAUGGGGGCCUAUGAGUUAUCUGCAACCUGUACCCAGAAUCAUGACUACAGAAAAAACCCAAGAACAUACCACCAAGCAGCAGAAAACCGAGUUCCACAUGCCUGAGAAUCUGAAGGAGAAAAAGGAAAAUCUACUCAAUUCUGAAAGGUUUGCUAGGGUCUUAACAAAGACCAGUCACUCACAGGGAGGAGAUCAAACUUUGAAUAAGAUCAUGGAGUCUCCAACAAAUAAGUUGAUUGAAAAACAUCAAGGAACUAAGACUCUUUUCAAGAAGUUCAGUGAGCUGAAUUGGCCCUCGGAUAUCCGCCCUUUAAAUAAAAGUUUAGUCAAAGAUGACAAAUGGAAGAAAACUGAUGUGACCCAAGAAAAGCGCAGGUCUUUCCUACAGGAAUUUUGCAAGAAAUAUGGUGGAGUGAGUCAUCCUCAAUCACAUGUUUUUCAUAUGGUAUCCAGGAUCUAUGUAGAAGACAAACACAAGAUCUUGUACUGUGAAGUACCAAAAGCUGGCUGUUCCAACUGGAAAAGAAUUCUGAUGGUCCUAAAUGGAUUGGCCUCUUCUGCAUACAACAUCUCCCAUGAUGCUGUUCACUAUGGGAAGCACUUGAAAAAGCUAGAUAGUUUUGACUUGAAAGGAAUAUACACUCGCCUAAAUACCUACACCAAAGCUGUAUUUGUUCGUGAUCCCAUAGAAAGAUUAGUGUCAGCGUUUAGGGACAAAUUUGAACACCCCAAUAGUUAUUACCAUCCAGUAUUUGGAAAGGCAAUUAUAAAAAAAUACCGACCAAAUGUUUGUGAAGAAGCAUUAAUUAAUGGCUCUGGAGUCAAAUUCAAAGAGUUCAUCCACUAUUUACUGGAUUCCCACCGUCCAGUGGGAAUGGACAUUCACUGGGAAAAGGUCAGCAAACUCUGUUAUCCAUGUUUGAUCAAGUAUGAUUUUGUAGGAAAAUUUGAAACUUUGGAAGAAGAUGCCAAUUAUUUUUUGCAAUUGAUUGGUGCUCCAAAAGAUCUGAAAUUUCCAAACUUUAAAGAUAGGCACUCUUCUGAUGAAAGAACCAAUGCCCAAGUUGUGAGACAAUAUUUAAAGGAUCUAACCAGAACUGAGAGACAGUUAAUCCAUGACUUUUAUCACUUGGACUAUUUGAUGUUUAAUUAUACAACUCCAUUUUUAUAGCUUGCCACCAUUUCUAAACCCUGUAUUUACUUAAUGAUGAUGGCCUCACCUCAGCUGCUGUAAUUUUCCUAUAUAUCUUUGUAUGAAGGAAACUUAACUAAGUACAAUUUUCUUGAUUUAAUGAAGAUUUUUAUCAAACAGUAUGACAACACUUGGCACAAAGCUAUAGGAAAAUCACUUAACAAAGACAUGUGAACAAUUUGAAGUGCUCUAAAAUGUUUGGGAAAAAGCUGCUUUUGCAUUAUGGAUUAUAUUGGUGAAGCAAUAACUUAGCAAGCUAUUACAUUAACUAAAACAACCUCUUGCAAUGAUAGGAAAAGGGGUCUAACAUAGCACGAAUGUAUACCCAUAUCCUGGAAUUCAUUCUCCAAAGUGCAUGAAUAUACUUUUUAACAGUCUAUAGUAUAUUAAUCAAAUGAUUGCAUAGUUUUUCUUAUACUUGGAAAUCUUUCUAUCACUUGUAAUGAUAAAUCCAUUUUGAAAUUAUAUUUUGGACUUGGACAUUUUGCUUUAGGUUGGAAGAUAUUAUGUGAUUUACAAUAAGAUAAUAUAGCAGAAAACAACAACCAAUAAAAAAUGUACAACCUACCAAGAUCAAAGCAGCAAAGGCAACCAUCCUCAUCCAAAACACUUAAGGGAACUGAUUCUGUUUUAUUUUGAGCCCUCCACAAAGAGACAAAAUGAACACAACUGCUAAAGGUCUUCAUUUCUGCUUCAUCUGAAGCAGGCAGUUGAGAAGUUUAAGCCUCAUCAGAUAAAAAUGUGCUCCUAAUUCUGCUUUAAUUGGGCAGUGGGAAAUUGUUUCAGGAUGGAAUAAUCAUCAAAAACAAAAGUUGCCAUUCUGAAUAUAGACCUCAAACAAUAACAAAGUUUUAUAAGAAUAUUAUUUGAAUCAAAGCAUCAUGUGCAUAAGUUUAUAUGUGGAACACACUCUAAGAAUAGCUUUUGUUUUUACUGUAAUUAUUCAGCUUGGGAAUGACUUUUUAAAAACUAAUAUACAACUUCAAAGAUAGGUUAUGUUCUAAAGGGUAAACAUAAUAAGAGCCUCUAGAAAUGUUUUUAAUAGGCUUAUGUAUAAGCAAAUUAAGGUAUUUUCUUUUUAAGUUUAAAUAUUCUAUACUAACAAAGUCAAAUACCAUUGCACUCAAAUAUUAAAUCAAAGUCUCUGGAAAAUAGGACCAUGUGUCACCCCUAUGAAAAGUUGUAAUGCACUUUGGAAAUUUUUUCCAAGCAGGCGUAAGUUAGAAGAUGCAUUUGGAUGGGAAACUUGUUUUCAAUGAUUGACUAUUACUCUGAUUUAAGCAAAUCACAUGCCAUUCGACCCCUGUUUAAAUGCUUUGCUUGAACAUAUUCUUCUUCCUAAGCUAUUUUUUAUCAGUAAGUGUUCAGUAAAACUUCUCUGAAAGAAAAGUAGGUAUUAGUAUUUGAAUAUUAAUAGACCACGGUAGUUACAGUUAUACUUAUUUUAUUUUGAUUUUCCAUUUCAUGGCUGAGUAUUCAAGAAUUGCUUCAGUCUUUACACACCCCUGCCCUGUCCCAUCUGUGUCUCCUAAGGAGUGAGUAAACUGCAGUGGACUGAGAGAUCCUAAGUAUUAAACCUUCUAAAAAACCUUUUACUACUUUCCACUCCAUUUACUCUUGCCGCUAGACCAUAUACUGAAGCUGUGCUCUCUGUUUCUGAGGAGUUUUAUCCUAGAGUAAUUUAAAUUACAUAAUUUAAACUUCUGCUAUACCAUGUAGAAUGGAUUCUUAGUAACUUAGACACAUUGAAAUUAUCCUUUUGUGAAGUGAGAGAAUAUAAAAUAUUCCAAGAAGCCUUAAAUUUUAUUCCUAAACUAAAAAAAAAAAAAACUAGUUUUAGAUGAAAUCUGCUAAAAAGACAAUUUUGUCUCAAAGGUAUUUCUAAAGCCAUAUAAGGAACAAACAAAAACGUUUCUCUUUUCAUAGCUUUAGAAAGAAAAAAAAUAGAAACAAGGAUCCUGCCUCUUUUAUUAGCAUUUCUAAUGCAUUGGGGAAAAUAGAAUACAUAUACAUAUAUAUGCAUAUGUGUAUAUAUAUGUAUAUCACUUUCUCUCUCUAUAUGUGCAUAUGAUGUUUUGAUUUUGAUGAUGAAGAGGAUGAGUGAGAGGAAUAAAAUAUGAUAAACAAUGCUCUCCUUCAAAACUUAUUCUGGGGCUGGCGCCGCGGCUCACUAGACUAAUCCUCGGCCUGCGGCACCAUCGCCCCGGGUUCUAGAACCGAUCGGGGCGCUGGAUUCUGUCCCGGUUGCUCCUCUUCCAGUCCAGCUCUCUGCUGUGGCCCAGGAAGGCAGUGAAGGAUGACCCAGGUCCUUGGGCCCUGUACCCGCAUGGGAGACCAGGAGGAAGCACCUGGCUCCUGGCUUCGGAUCGGCGCAGCGCGCCAGCUGUAGCGGCCAUUUGGGGGGUGAACCAAUAUAAAAGGAAGACCUCUCUCUCUCUCUCUCUCUCUCUCUCUCUCUCUCUUUCUCUCUCUCACUGUCUAACUCUGCCUAUCAAAAAAAUAAAAAAAAAAAACAACUUAUUCUGGAGCAGGUUUUUGUCCUAGCAGUUAAGACACUAGUUAAGAUUUUUGUAACCCAUGUCAGAGUGCCUGGGUUCAAUUCUUGGUUCUGGUGCCUGUUUCCAGCUUCAUGUCGAUGCAGACUCUGGGAAGAGUGGUGAUGGUUUAAGUAACUUGUUUCCCACCACCCACGUGGAAUACCUGGAUGAAGUUCCUAUCUCUUGACUUCAGCCUGGUCUAGUUCCAAUCAUUUGCAGACAUUUGAGGAGUGAUCCAGCAAAUGAGAGCUUUUGUGUUCUCUCUCUCUUUCUCUCUCUCUCUCCUUUAUAUUCUCUCUCUCCCAAAUAAGUAAAAAAAUUGUUUUAAAGUUAUUGUGUUAAUUAUUCUGUUAACUUUUACUAUUCAAUUUCAUUUUCCAUAUUUCAGUCACUCAUGAUUAUCCACAGGCUGAAAAUACUAACUGGGAAGUUCCAGAAAUAAGUAAUGUAUCAGUUUUUAAAUCGCAUACUAUUUUGAGUAGAAAAAUGAAACAUGACACUGUCCCAUACCAUCCCACCUGGAUUUGAAUUAUCCCUUGGUCCAAUGUAGCCAAACCUAAUACACUACCCACCCAUUAGUCACUUAACAAUUUCAGUUAUCAGAUCAACUGUCAUGGUGUUGCAGUGAUUGUGUUCAAGUAACACACAGUAGCCCAGUGCUGUGACUGAGCAAUCUUCCACUGCUUUCUCAGGCCAUAAGCAGAGAGCUGGAUGGGAACAGGAGCAACUGAGACUCGAACCAGUGCCCAAAUGGGAUUCUAAUGCUGCAGGCAGAGGCUUAGCCUACUAUACCACAGCACUGGCCACUAGAUGAUUUAUUUUCAAGUUGGUGCCAAAGAAUGCAGUCUUCAUCCUAGAUUCCUUGUGAUUUUAAAUACCUACUCCUCAAAUAUGCGCUGAACUAUCCUGCUCACAUUUAACUUUGUCAUUUCUGCCAGUGUAGAAAUCCAGGUGGGAUCAUCACUGUUCAUUUGGACACUCAACAAUUUGGUGAAUUUAGUUUCCUAAAGGCAAGAGACCAAAUGCAGACUUAUCCUCCAGAUGUCCAGUGAUUCUAUUUUAACACUAGCAUACUUUAGGUGUAAUUGUAAGUCCUCUAAUUAAACCCUAAGGAUCCUACUUGUUUUUUAUAGGCAGCGGUAACAUCAUGGCAGUCCCUUCACACUGUGAUUCCUCUGUCUGGAAUUACUAUUAAAGUAUCAAGUUUGCAAUUAAGUCCAAAACCACAGUUACCUAACCUGUUGAACUACCUAUAGACAUGCAUGUGAUGGUACCUAGAAGUUUCACAAAUUUCAGCUGAUAUAUUUGUACAGAACACCCGAUUUUCUGAGUUCUUCAAAUGUGUUUGGAAAUAUCCAUUAAGCCAAUGAAAAUGUGAGAGCACUUGCUCAAGUCUUUAGCUUCCUGGUCUAUAAAAUAUCCUCUAGCAAUUCAAAACCUGCUUGGAUGCCAUUUAUAAAUAGAAAGAAAAGACUUUUGCAUCUUAUACAUGAAAAAUUAUUUUUCUAAAAGCUGUUAUCUGCUAAAAAUUGUAGUGUUUAACAGAGAGAAAUAUGUAAGCAGAUUCAGAGAAUUUGGGAUAUGGGAGUUCCCUUUGAAAAGAUUGAUUGAUGAAUUAGCAGAACUUUCAGUUAGUAGGCUUGAGCUGUAGGAAACGUCUCCCUGCUAAGGGUUUUCCUUUAGCCUCUUGGGGCAUCUUCUGCCUCUAGGCCUUUAAGAGGCAUGGAGAAGCAAAACUUGCUCAUGGCUAACAUCACCAAUGUGUUCUGGUAUUUGAAGAAAGGUUGGCCAGAGGUGUUUAGUGGUAGCUCAAUCUCAUGAGACCUAUAGAACAAGGAUAACUUGGUCUAAUCCUACUGUUAGGAUCAUACUUGCUUAAGUGCAAUUGUAAUUAUUAUUACAUUCAUACAAAUCAAAAGGUAACAUGUCUCCAAUACUCACUUUGUAUUAGUAACUCUUUAAGUAUUUUACAUACAUUAACUUGUUUAACCUUCUUAACCAAUCUGUCUUAGAUGCUAAUAUAAGUCACUCCUUUCUUACCCAUAUAUAUUAAAGGAAACUAUUGCAGAAUAUGGUUGAGCAACUUUCUGAAAAAGACACAAUUGGCAAAUAGACAUGGAGUCAGAAUGAACCCAAGUUUCAAACACCACUAUUAAAUACUUUUCUUAGAAUAUUAUAAACUUGUUCUUUUCUUUCUCUUUUCCAUAUUCAAAAUAGCUAAAGAUUAAAUAUAUGUGAAUCUUAAAAUAUUUUAGAUUUAUAUAUGGAUGUGUAUUUGUCUAUUUAGCUUAUUAAUUAGUGCAUUUCAUAUCAGAUUAUUGCUUUAUUCCUGCUGAGUUAAACUGACAGUUUUAAACAUUUUGGAAGAAACCAGGACCCUCUGCCUACUUUAUUAUGAAACACAAUAUUUUUAAAAAGAGAUAAAAAGUUCCUGGAACAAAUUUAGCCUAUCAAAAACCAAAAUGUCAUUUUGACAAGGAAUUCUGGACAACUUCAAGCAUAGUCAAGGUCAAGAGUAAUAUAAUUGAGGAGGAAGAAAGUGCAGGUCAACUUUCCACAUGUUAGCCCUCAACAGCUACUGAAGGUGGUCACAGCCCAUCAACUGAGUCACAACCAAGCAUCUAUGCCUCUUGAUAGACUUAGAAAUGUGCUUCGCCUUCUUUCUUGAUUUUUCUUUUCCAGGACCAAUUUAAUAGCCAAAUAACACUAACCUGACCCCAGAAGAUUAUAGAAAACAAUGAAGGAGAGGUAGGCAUUUGGCGUGUCUGCUGUUAAGACACAGCUUGGGACACUGCUAUCCCAUAUUGGAGUGCCUGAGAUUGAGUCCUGGCUCCACUCCGAAUUCCAGCCUCCUGCUAAUGCAUACCCUUGAAGGCAGCAGGUGAUGCUUCACGUACUUGGAUCCCUGCUGCCCAUGUUGGAGACCUAUAUUGAGUUCCCAGCUCCUGGCUUCAGCUUAGCCAAGCUCUAACUGUUUCAGAUGCUGGGGAGUAACUAGUAGAUGCAAAAUCUCUCUCUUUCUCCUCUCUCUCUCUCUCUCUCUCUCUGUAUGUGUGUGUAUGUGGGUGUGGGUGUGGGUGUGUCUCAAAUAAAAUGAAAAUAAAUAAGUUACUUUAAAUAAAGAAUAGAGGGAGGGCUGUCCUUUGUGAUAUGCUGGGUUAUGCCACCCCCUCCAAUAACCAGUAUUUCAUAUCAGUGUGCCAAUUCUGUCCUGGCUGCUCCAAUUCUGAGCCAGCUCCCUGCUCAUGCACCUGGAAAAGCAGCAGAAGAUAGCUCAAGUACUUGGGUUCCUGCCACCCACAAGUGGCACCCAGACUGGCCUGGCCCAGGCCCAGCCAUUGUGGUCAUUGAGAGAGUAAAUUAAUAAAUGGAAGCGCGCUCUCUCUCUCUCUUUCUCUCCCUCUCUCCCUCUCUCCCUCCCCCCCACUUUGCCUUUCAAAUAAAUAAAAUAAAUAUUUUUAAAAAGAAUAGAGGAACAAAUGGACUUAAAUCAGCUGAAAACAGGUCCAGAUAAAUAAGCACUCAACUGGAAGAUAGCAGAAUUACCCUAGGCCUGUGGAACACACUGUCCAUGGAAGGCCAGGUCUAGAGACCAGCUGAAUAUUAUCUCACAUCACUCAGUUCCUAGAAUGGUCUAUUUAUCCCCAUCUUAAUUCUUCAAGACCAUAGCUUUCCAGGAAAACUUAUUCCUAUCCAGGUGAGCAAUCAUCUUUUCCCAUUUCUAGACCUCUACUCAAGUCUCACACUGUAUUUGGAAUGUUCUCCUCUCUGUGAAUUGGGACAUUCAUUUCGAGUUAUCUCACCAAGAAAUCUCCAGAUUACUGAAUUUUGACAUCUCGUCUCUUCCUGAGCUCUCUGAUUGGUGGAAAGAAGCAGAAUUAUGCCUCAGACUCUUCUUUUUCUACCAGCAAAUGUGAGCUUUCCUUCCCUUACUUUUAUUUUAUUCACUAUUUUUUCAUCUGUUAUUCAUUCCAUUUUAUAUUAAUACAAAUCUCCAUUAUUGUCAUUGAAAUAUACCUUGGGUCUCCCAAGAGGAAACUGUUUAAUUCACUUUGUACCAUUUCUAGCAAAACUCUGAAUGGGACAAGCUACUUCAGCAAGAGCUUUGGAUAUUGUACGUAGAUUAAGACUUCUUUGACAGCUUCUCUGCAUGUAUGAAGUGUACAUUUCUGCCUUAUAACAUUCAGGCAUCUAUAGGACCAGAGGACUUAAAGAGAAAGCACUACGAGAAUAGGGAUCUAAGUCAAGUGCCUUUUCUGCACUAAAAGCCACACCUUACCUAACAGAAUAAUUGUUGACAAAGUAGUCUUGUACAUUUCUGAGACAGUGUGUUUGCUUCUUUAGUCUUUGAAGAGACAUGUUUUAAAUGCAUGAGUCUAGUCAAUAUAAGAGCCAUCUACUGAACACCUACCGGGUAGCAGACACUGGAAAAAUAGCUUGCCAUAUAUUCACUUAGUGACAUGAAAAGUAUGUCUAAUCCUUUCUGUGAAAAUAAAAGUCAGGUCUUAUUCAAUCCACCAUCCUAUGAAUGAAAAAAUUUAAGGUCAGAAAGGUUUAAUGCCUAAUUCCAGAACCAGAACUGAGCCAAAAGUCUCUCUGGCUCCAAUGCAGAGACCACAUACUUGCUGCACAUAGGCCAGAUCUGGCCACAGAUAAUAUUUGGUUUGGCUCACAGGUGUCUCAUUUGUAGGGUUCUUUAUCCUCACUCGAGAAGCUGCUUGACAUUCUGUCCUAUAUCCAGUGGGAUUUUCACACCAUAUUUCAUUGUUUGAGGAAAUCUCUUGACCAACAACCAAGAUGUUGGGAGAAAUCCAGUAUGUUUCUUUGGCACGGUUCUGUCCUAGCCACUGGCUCCCCUUGGCAAUGACAUUCUUCCCACCAUCGUCAACAGAGAUGAGCCAUUCUCCCACGGCCUUGGAACCUCAGUGUAGAGGGACAGACACUGGCUCCCACUGCUGCCUCUAGACUGCUAUUCUGAAACCUUCCUUUAAAAGCCUGCCCUUUUUUAAGGGUGUCCCCACCACUCCUCAACUGAAAAUUCACUGCUUCUGAGCUUUCUUCUAUUUGGCUCAUAAUAUUCCUCUUUUCUCCAAUGGCUGCUGUUACCCAGCUGACUUUAGAUUUUCAGUGACACUCCUCUGUCCUUGCUUCACAGUGUGCUAACCUCCUGCUCCAUCCACUUAAACCAUUAGAGAACAGGAGGAAACAGAGACACAGCUCAUGGAAGGGAUAAACAUUACUCUUGCCUCCCAAAUGGCAGAAAACCUGUGUCAAAAUACUUACUACCUCAUUGCAUUCAUUGAAAUAUUUCUAUGGUUGAGAAAAAUGUUCUUCAGAAAUACUAUAAGCAGAAAUGCAAUGAGAACACUACAGGAUCUACCAGCUUUAAAUGACAGUAUUGUUAAGAUCACUGUAAUUAUCCUUAGGAAAAAGAUAAUAAACUCUGAUCUAACCUAUCAGUUACUCAGAAAUUAUUGCUUGCAUACCCCCCCCCCAUAGCAGAGUUAUCCUAAUUUUUUAAAAAAGUUCCUGGAUCCCAUUAAAGAUAUACUGAAUCCAAAUCUAUGUGAAAUCCACUUGGAAAUGUCCUUUUUAAUGAUCUCUUGGAGUGCCUCUUAUAUAGAUCAAAGUCGAGGCAUCACUUACAUGUGUGUGAUUUUUAUAACAUCCUGGUGGAUUAUAGGUGAUAAAUAAAGCUUGCUCUUUUUAUUCUGCCACUUUGUUGAAAAGUUAAAGACUCUCAGUGGGUAUUGGUACCAAAGUCCUCUGUGGGAUUUUGCCCAGCGUUGAAACAGAAAGUUGGCGUCUGAAGUCUGCCAAGUGCAAGAACUAGAGCUGAAAUGAUGAAGUGAGUUAUGGGGACAGCUCUGGGCACUGCCCAAACUUUUUGAAAGCUUUCAGGAUGAAAUGGGGAAAUGGAAACUUUCCCCUGUUUGAAACACAAAAGGCAAAUGUGGAUUGAAGGCAAUUUUGGCAAGUCAACUUCACACUGAACAAAGUGAAGACAAUAUGAGUUUCUCCAAUAAAAAAUAAAAGGCUGUUUUCAAAUUGACCUAAGAUGAUUGAAAAUGGAAAAUAUUUGCUAUUUGGGUUAUUAGUCUGAGAGCAAGUGCCCCAGGAAAUAUUUUGCAAUUUAACUUAAAUGGUAAGAAUGUACAUUUUCUUGGACUUCAUUAAAAAAUUUGUCUCCCUUUGCCUUUCUAGAAGGUUGAACUGUAUGACACUGCCAACAUUUGACCAGCUCUGACGUGCAAAACACAACCCUUUCAUAUGAUUCUGUUAAUAGUUCCAUUGCUCCUCACCCAAUUAUCACCACAUUAGCUCUCACCUGGACUAUUGAAUACAGUCUGAAAACGAGCCCUGCUUUUUCUUCUGUUUCAAAUCUCUUUUUUUUUGUUUUCUUUUCUUUCUUUAAGUUGUAGAACAUUACACAUAAUAUAGAAUUUACCAUUUUAUCAUGUUUAUGUGCACGGUUCUGUGACAUUGAGCACAUUCACAUUGUUGUGCAACCAUCACCAUCAUCCAUUCACAGAAUUAUUUUUUCAUCUUGAAUUGAAACUCUCCACUCUUUCCCCUUUCUGAGCGUCUAGCAACCACCAUUCCACUUUCAGGCUCUAUGAACUUAAGUUCUCUAAGUCCCUCAUCUAACUGGAAUUCUACAGCAUGUUUGCAGCUGGCUUAUUUCACUCAGCGUAAUAUCCUCAAGGUCCAUCCAUGUUGCAGCAUGUCUCAGCAUUUCUUUCUUUUCUAAGACUGAAGAAUACUCCAUUAGAUGCAUAACCUCUCCCUUCAAUCCACUCUAUACAUUUUAAAAAUAAACAUCCUGGGGCCAGCACUGUGGCACAGUGGAUAAAGCCACCACCUACAGCACCAGCAUCUCAUAUAGGUGCCAGUUCCUGAGUCCUGGCUGCUCCAGUUCCAAUCCAGCUCCCUGUUAAUGGGCCUGGGAAAGUGGCAGAGGAUGGUCUAACUGCUUGGGCCCCUGAACUCUUGUGAGAGACUCAGAAGAAGCUCCUGGCUCCUAGCUCCUGGCUUUGGAUAAGCCCAGCUCCAGUCCUGGCAACCAUUUAGAGAGUGAACCAGCAAAUUGAAGAUUCUGUGUGUGUGUGUGUGUGUGUUUCUCCUUUUCUCUAACUCUGCCUUUAAAAUAAAUAAAUAAAUCUUAAAAAAAAAAAAGAA
This is a messenger RNA of Oryctolagus cuniculus (rabbit), 11978 nucleotides long. It is a transcript of the gene CHST9, whose product is annotated as carbohydrate sulfotransferase 9. Gene Ontology annotation, molecular function: sulfotransferase activity. The record is from RefSeq and is a predicted model, not a curated record. Gene Ontology annotation, biological process: proteoglycan biosynthetic process; carbohydrate biosynthetic process. Gene Ontology annotation, cellular component: membrane. Lineage: Eukaryota; Metazoa; Chordata; Mammalia; Lagomorpha; Leporidae.